AUGACCAUCCCGCAGAGCCCCGUGGUGAAGACGAAGGAGGGGUGCUUCACGAGGGACGAGACGCCCGAAGUGUACAGCCGGCAAACGACCAUCUCGCACUGGCAGCUGCGCGACCUGGUGACGUGCGCGGAGGACGGGUGCAUCUACACCGUCCACAGGUCCACCGUGAUCAAGUUCGACCCCUUCGCGCUCAAGUCGACGACCGUGCAGUCGCUUGAUUUUCAACCGACCUCCAUGUGCUACAAGGACGGUUAUAUCGCGACCGGCGGGCAGCAAGGACAACUACGCGUCGCGAAGAUCCAGCCGAACGGCAGUGCGACGGAGGUCCACCGCGGCGACGUCUCGACCAGCGUGAACAACGCGCUGCACAUCGCCCCGCGACCAGACGGCAGGGUGCAGCUCUUCGUGUGCAACAACGACCAGUCCGUGCGGAUGUACGACCUGCCGACGAUGGAGCAGACGGCGCAGCUGCGGUUCGACACCGCGAUGAACUACUGCUCCGUGUCGCCCGACGGCACCGAGAUGCUGUGCGUGGGCGACAACAACCAGAUGAUGAUCUACCACGCCCGCGAGUCCGACUGGCACAAAACGCACACCUUCCAGGAGUUCCGCGACGCCGGCAUGGCCUGCGCGUGGAACCCGUCGGGCACCCUCAUCUCCGCCGUCAGCCAGGACGGCCGGUGCUGCGUGUGGGACGCCCACUCGCACCGCCUGCUGGCGCGCUACCGCACUGAGGGCGCCUGCCGCGACGUCAAGUUCUCGAGCGGGCCGAUGGACCUGCUGGCCUUCUCCGAGCACACGACGCGGUGCCACCUCGUGGACGCCAGGAUGCUGACGCGGAAGCAGGUCCUGUACUUGGACGACGACGACACCGGGGAGCCGAACAUCUCGGGCAUCUCGUUCACGCCGGGGGGCGAGCGGUUGUUUGUUGGCACUGAGCACAGCCUCGCCGCGUUCUCCAUAGACACUGUGCGCCGCCGCACGCUGGGCAACGGCGGCCUCGUGUGA
Molecule: messenger RNA, 1008 nt
Organism: Pedinophyceae sp. YPF-701
Lineage: Eukaryota; Viridiplantae; Chlorophyta; Pedinophyceae
Source: the annotation of a GenBank genome assembly